CAUCGACGCUUCGAAUACAAAUAUUCAUUUAAGCCCCCAUAUUUGGCUCAGAAGGAUGGCACUGUGCCCUUCUGGGAGUACGGAGGCAAUGCGAUUGCCAGUUCGGAGAGCGUACGCGUGGCACCGUCAAUGCGUUCACAAAAGGGUGCAAUCUGGACGAAGUCACCAACGAACUUUGACUGGUGGGACGUAGAGAUUGUCUUCCGGGUAUCUGGUCGUGGUCGUAUUGGCGCCGAUGGUCUGGCAUUCUGGUACACCACAGAAAAAGGAGAUUAUAAUGGCGCUGUAUUUGGUUCCUCCGAUCGUUGGAAUGGUCUGGGCCUAUUUUUCGACUCCUUUGAUAAUGAUAAUAAACAUAAUAACCCAUAUAUUAUGGCUGUGGUAAACGAUGGAACUAAGGCAUUCGACCAUCAAAACGAUGGCACCACACAACUACUGUCUGGAUGCCUGCGAGAUUUCCGCAAUAAGCCUUUCCCGACACGCGCUCGCAUUGAAUAUUACAAUAAUGUAUUAACAGUGUUGUUCCACAAUGGUAUGACCAAUAAUAACGAGGAUUAUGAGAUGUGUCUUCGAGCUGAUGGUGUCCAACUACCCAAAAAUGGUUUCUUUGGAAUUUCGGCUGCGACCGGAGGUCUAGCGGACGAUCAUGACGUCUUCCACUUCCUAACUUCAUCUCUACAUCCGCCCGGUCAAGUUCCAUCAGAUCCUGUGAAAGUUCCAGAGAACUCGGAAAAGCUGACACAGGAAUACAAGGAAUACCAGGAGAAGUUGGACAAACAGAAGCAGGAGUAUAAGAAGGAGCAUCCUGAUGAGGUCAAAGAUGAUGAUGAGUGGGAAGAGUUCUUUGAGUCAGAAAAUCAACGUGAACUGCGUCAAAUAUGGCAAGGUCAAAGUCAAAUUUUCGAGCAAUUGCGGGAUUUGUCUCGUAAAGUAGACGAAGUAAUAGGCCGCCAAGAGAAUACUCUGUCUUUGGUAUCAAGAAAUGCGGGUGCUGCAGUUCAACAACAAGUGGGUGCACCAGGAAGCGCCGGCGCACCACCUGUUGCCACAGGCACGGUGAGUGGAACCAUCACAAGACCAGAAGUCGAUCUCGUUGUGGCGAACCAAAACGCACUGCUGGCAACUGCUCGCGAGAUUCGUACACUAAUUGGAGAGAUUCAAGCACGUGCCGACACAAUUAUCAAAAACCAACAACGUGCGCCCACAGCUCAAGUGCAAGCGGCUGGUUAUGAUAUUCAGUCCGUUAUCGCUGAGAUGCGAGACGGUAUGAAUCAAGUGAAACAGGGUAUGGCACAUGUUGGACAAAAGCUUGGAUCGCCACAGGCUGGUUCACAAAUCGCUUGCCCAACUGGAAAUUGUGUUGGGAUAACUUUGUUCCUAAGUGUGACCGUUGUGCAGCUGCUGCUGGUGUUCCUGUAUUCUUUCUUCAAAAGCCGCAGUGAAGCUCAAGCGAAGAAGUUCUACUAAGCCAAAUUCAACAAUAAUAGGAAAUUAUGUGGAACGAUUGAGUCAAUUUUCUUUCUGCAUGUAAAUCGUUUGUAAUGUCUAUCAUCUUUUUAAUUCGAUUAAGUUGAAAUGAAGUGUUCCAUAAACUUCUCUACAACAUUCAGUAAAAAAAAAAAAAAA
Molecule: messenger RNA, 1626 nt
Organism: Rhagoletis zephyria (snowberry fruit fly)
Lineage: Eukaryota; Metazoa; Arthropoda; Insecta; Diptera; Tephritidae
Product: protein ERGIC-53-like
Biological process (GO): endoplasmic reticulum to Golgi vesicle-mediated transport
Cellular component (GO): endoplasmic reticulum membrane; endoplasmic reticulum-Golgi intermediate compartment; COPII-coated ER to Golgi transport vesicle
Molecular function (GO): D-mannose binding
Source: RefSeq, a predicted model, not a curated record